Messenger RNA from Pangasianodon hypophthalmus (striped catfish), 7388 nucleotides. RefSeq names its product thyroid hormone receptor interactor 11 (gene trip11). Gene Ontology annotation, cellular component: Golgi apparatus. Gene Ontology annotation, molecular function: small GTPase binding. The coding region runs from base 457 to 6447 and encodes 1996 amino acids. Gene Ontology annotation, biological process: Golgi organization; endoplasmic reticulum to Golgi vesicle-mediated transport. NCBI's taxonomy places the organism in Eukaryota, Metazoa, Chordata, Actinopteri, Siluriformes, Pangasiidae. The transcript has 22 exons. The record is from RefSeq and is a predicted model, not a curated record.
UGGUCCGUCAUAUUCCCAUGAUGCUCUGCGCCUGUCCACGUCCCCUCUGACGAGUGGGUCCGGUGAUGGCUGAAGUCGAGGUGGCAGAAAUCUGCACAGAAGCGAACCAAAACAAAGCGGAACUCUGUGUCUCCGGAGGCAGCGACAGUGUGUUUACAGAGCCUCGGUGAUCUCUACGGACCUCCUGCGGAUUUCUGCCUCUUAUCCCGUCACUCUGGGUGGAUCAUUUUUAAAUAAACGAAUCGUUUUGGAUGAAACGUCAGCCUCCACUGUGUUACCGGGAUUUUCCAUAGCGCUGAUAAGGACGAUAACAGAGCUCUAAACCCCGAAAAGAGCGAAAACAAACCCUCUAAAGGUGGCCUGGGUUCAUGCUGUCCAUGUAAACCUCCACACAGAGGCGGAGAGAGUGUGUGUGAGAGUGAAAGAGUGUGUGUGAGUGUGUGAGAGCCGCAGGUCAUGGCGUCCUGGCUGGGGGGUUUGGGCUCGGGCCUCGGUCAGUCUCUCGGUCAGGUCGGAGGAAGUUUAUCCUCUUUCACCGGACAAAUCUCCAAUUUCACCAAAGACAUCCUUCUGGAAGGAGCGGAAGAAGUCGGAGAUGCUGCCACCGAGCUGCACGUGUCCAACUCGAAGCUGCUGGAGCUGGAGGCGGCUCUUUCUGCACAGAAAUCCGAGUAUGAACGCUUGAGGAGAAUAAACGCCGAGUUGGAGGAGAAGUUGGAGGCGGCGGAGAUCCAGAUCAAACAGCAGUCGGUGGAGUACAGGACUAUACUGCAGCAGAAAGAGGUGGACAUCAGCCACCUAAAAGCCAGACAAAAUAGUUUACAGGAAGAAGUCCAGAAGCUCCGACUGUGCGCCCAGGACGUCUCGUCUUCCACUUCCGAUCCUGCCAUGCUUCCCGUUACGACCGUCGCCACCACCACGAGCUCCUCCUCCUUCCUGUCCCGCCCCUCAGCAGGCCAUCACGGUUUCCACGGCGACGAGGUGGACCUGAGCGACGUCCUGUGGUCACAGCAGGAAAUCAACCGGCUGUCCCAUGAGGUGCAGCGCCUGGAGGCGGACGUUGCUCAUUGGCGAAGAGUGGCCCAGGCAUCUAAAGUGUCAGGAGCGGACAAAGGUGACCAUGGGGAAGUCCUGCAGCUGCAGAGAACCAUCAAAGAGCUGCGAGAGCAAAUGGGCCGUGAGGUCGACGAGCACCAGCACGAGCUGGCAGCGCUGCAGGACGCUCAUCGGCAGAAAAUGGCGGACAUGGCGAAGAGGCACAGAGACGAACUGGCAGAGUAUGAAGAGAGGAUCGAGGAGCUGGAGGAGCAGAUUCAGAGUGGAGCUGCUGCAACCCUCCCCACUCCAGCAGCAGGAGCAGCAGCAGCAGCAGCAGCAUCACUGGAUUCCUCCAAACUGGAAGAGCUGCAGGCUACGAUUCGCUCCCUGCGUGAGGAGGCGGAGCUUCAGAACACAAAGUGCAGCGAGCUAGCGGCGAGUCUCGAGGAGGCCCGGCGCCAGGGGGCGGAGCUUCAGCGAGAGAAGGAGGAGGCCAAGGCGGAAAACUCUGAACUUCUGCAGAACUACGCUCGACUCCAGAGUUCUGUUAGUGAACUUCAGACUCGGGUUCAGGAGCAGGAGAGCAAAGCGAUGGUCAAAGCGCAGCACGACGGCGAGAUACACGCUCUGAGGAAAGCGCUCACGGAUGCUGAAAAAGAGGUGUCCAGGUUGAAAUCUCUCGCUGAAAUAAAUCAGAGCGCUGAGGUUGAACACGCGGACAUUCUGGAGCUCAACACAGCCAUCGAUGCGCUCAGAACGGAGAAGGAGGAAGUAGAGAAAGAGAAGGCAGCGUUAGUGGAGAAACUCCGGCUAGCUGAGAACCGGGCCACGUCGAGUGAAGCUGAAAUCUCUGAGGACCUGCAGCUCGAAGCUACAGACUUAAAGAACCAGCUGGAGCAGAGAGAGAAAGCUUUAAAGCAAGCACACGUCAGCGUGGACACGCUGACAGCAGAGCUGGAAGAACUCGACCGGCAGAACCAGGAGGCCACGCAGCAUCUCAUCGCUAUGAAAGAUCAACUCGCUGCACAGAAGUCUCAGGCUGAAGCUGAAAUUACUCGUCUAAAAUCAGAGCUUACAGCGUCACUCGGUCAAAAAGACGCGCUUCGUCAGGAGUUGGAGGCUCAGAAGGAGAAGCUCAGCCAAAGUGCCUUUACCCUCAACGACCUACACAUGGGCAAACAGCAGCUGGAGGCCACGGUAAGAGAGCUGAGGGACAAACUAAAAAAAUCUCAGGAGCUUGGCAAGGAGACACGUGUAGAGGCGUCCGACCUGAAGAAGCUGCUGCAGGAAAGAGAGACUCAGCUGGAUGCUCUUCGUCAGGAGCUGAGUCAAGCAGGGGAGCAGGGGGAUGAGGUAAAGGGUCAAAUGAAGGUUCUGGAAGAAAAGGAGAAAGAAAUCCAGGAUUUGAGAAGAGAGCUGGCGGAAUUGAAGGUCUUGUAUGAGAAAGUGUCAUCUGAGGACUUUGAGUUAAAGAUAGAGAACAGGAAGUUAAAAGAAGACAGCAUUCAGGCUCUUGAGAAAGUGGAGAAUUUGGAUCGACAACUACAGGAUGGCCAGACCUCUCUGAGCAGAGUAGUCUUGGAGAAAGACACUCGCAUCGAGGCCUUGAAACUGGAGAAGAACCAGCUAGAAGUUGAGCUGAGUCAAGCAGAGAACCGGCUUUUGGAUCAGGCCAAGCAGUACCAGCAGACCAUCGAGGAGCUGACUAGAGCACGAUCCUUGGAUGCCUCUGCAUUGCAGAUGGAACACGAACGUACUGUGAAGCUAAACCAGGAAAAGGACCUGAUGAUCGCCCAGCUAAAGCGCGAGAUGGAGCAGAUGGCGGCCGACCACAAAGACACCAGUGAGAUGUUGGACAUCACCGUGGCUGGACAGAAGCAGCUCACCGAUCUUUUACAGGAGAAAGACGCUUUUGCAGCGUCAUUAAAAGCUCAAGCUGAUGAAGCGCAGAAGGAUUUGGAGGUCGGUAUCUCGCAGGCAAGGCAGGAAAGUGACGCACUAAGGAAAGUCGUAGAAGAGAAAGACAAGCAACUAGGGGCCAUGAAGGAGAAGAACAGUCACCUGAAGGAGGAAAUUGAUCGUCUGAAGGAUCAGCAGAGUAGACCGCAACUGAUGUCCGAGCCAAGGACGCUGGACAUAAUCACAGAGCUGGAAACCGAAGUUGCACAGCUCAAAGCUGCUAGAGACAGAUUUGAGGAAGAAGCAAAGACUUUGAGGGCAACAUCAGAACAACAACGGGAAUCGCUUAUACAAUCUCAACAUACGUUGCAGGUGCACCAGAGUGAACUGGAGCAGGCUCGGUCGAGACACGAGCAAAGCACCCUCAACUACGAAAAACUGAUCGGCGCUAAGGAUGAGGAAAUCGCAAGGCUGCAGGAGGAGAUGGAAAGACUCAGCGUACAAAGUCAACCUCAGACUGUGGAAAUCCUUCAGGAGGACAAGACUCGUUCUCUCAGUGGCGAGAAUGGCAAUGAGAAGCAUGACUUGUCGAAGGUGGAGAUCGAAAAACUCGUAAAAGGCAUCAAGGAGAAAGAGACUGAGAUAUUCCAGCUAAACGAGAAGAACCGCUCCUUGACCAAACAGCUUGAUCAGCUUGUGGUCUCUCGCGAUGAGCUUGGCAAACUUUCUCAAAUAGUGCUUCAGAAGGAUCUAGAAAUCCAAGCGCUUCAUGCUCGUGUUUCGGGUGGAUAUAGCCAGGAUGUUCUCUUGCUUCAGCAGCAGAUGCAAGCUUAUGCAGUCGAACGAGAACAAGUGCUUGCUGUACUGAAUGAAAAAGCGCGUGAGAAUAGCCACCUGCGUUCGGAAUACCAUCGCAUCAUGGAAAUCAUUGCAGCCAAGGAAUCGGCGUUACUUAAGCUUCAACAAGAGAACCAGCGCCUGUCCACUAUGAGUGACCCUUCUGGAAGUCAGGAGAUGUUCCGAGAGACCAUUCAGAACUUGUCCCGAAUCAUCCGUGAGAAGGACAUCGAAAUCGAUGCUCUUACACAGAAAUGCCAAACAUUGGUCACUGUCCUUCAGGCAUCCGGUGGAGACUCUGGAAGCGGCGGUUCAGGUGGUGUGAGCAGCAAUCAGUUCGAAGAGCUUUUGCAUGAGAGAGACAACCUCAAGCAGCAGGUCAAGAAGAUGGACGAGUGGAAGCAACAGGUGAUCACAACUGUGAAGAACAUGCAGCACGAAUCUGCCCAGCUUCAGGAAGAGCUUCUCAAACUGCAGGGCCAGGUGUCUGCUGACAAUGACUGCAGCUCCAAACUUUCGGUUGACUAUUCCAGACUCAUACAAAGCUAUGAGCAGAAGGAGAAAAGGCUGGGCAGUUUGAGUCAGGAACUUGCCCAGGUACAGCAGACCAUCAGCCAGCUUAGCACCACUAAAGACGUCCUGCUUGGAAAGCUCGACAGCGUUACUCAGGUCCCAGACAUUUCCGCACAAUCUGUCCAAACUGUAGGUCAUCAGGUUGCCCAGGUUUCCCAGGUUGCCCAGGACGCACCACCGAAACUGCCAGUUGUUCAAGAUGAGAACUUGCGACAAGAACUGGAAUCGUUAAAAAGGGUGUUAGCUGAGAAGGAGAGUAUGUUGAGAACGCUUCAGGAGAACAACCAUCGCUUGUCAAAUUCGGCGUCUUUGUCAGAAAGCGAGCAAAGAGGCCACGCUGAGGAGCUCAGGCAAGCACGCGAGAGGAUGGAGACCCUGCAGCGGUCCCUCCGAGAAAAAGACCUGCUUAUCAAGACCAAAGGAGACCAACUGAACCAAGUGAGUGAAACGUUGCGCAACCGUGAAAACGAUAACGAGGUCCUGAAGCAGGCCGUCACAAACCUGAAGGAGCGUGCGCUGAUUCUCGAGCUGGACGUCAAGAAGCUGAAGGAGGAGAACGAAGCCGUGACGGUGAAAUCACGAGAGAAAGAGACGGAAUUUCGAGCUCUGCAGGAGACCAACAUGCAGGUGUCGCUGAUGCUGCGGGAGCGAGAGUUUGAGUGCAGCACCAUCACCGAGAAAGCUGCGGCCAUGGAGACGCUGCUCAAAGAAAAAGAGCAGGGUAAGACUGGCGAGCUGAACCAGCUGCUGAAUGAGGUAAAGUCCAUGCAGGAGAAAGCGCUGGCGUUCCAGCAGGAGCGAGACCAAGUGAUGCUGGCUCUUAAACAGAAGCAGAUGGAGACUUCUGCCUUACAGAGUGAGCUGCAGCACACUCGCGAUAAAGAGCAGAGGCAGAAGCUGGAGUUGGAGCGUCUCCGCAAUCACCUGCUGGAGAUCGAGGACUCGUACACGCGGGAGGCGCUCGCGGCCGAGGACCGGGAGAGCGAGCUCAGACGCAGGGUGGCGAUGCUCGAUGAGAAGCUGGCGUCGUCCUCCAGCGCCGUGGAGAGCGCCAGUCAGCAGGCCAGUCUGCAGGUGGAGUCUCUUCAGGAGCAGCUGAUCGUCAUGGCCAGGCAGAGGGACGAGGCUUUGCUUCAACUCCAUGCUGCUCAGGAACAAGUGAAGCAGUACGCAGUAUCUCUGUCCAACCUGCAGAUGGUGCUAGAGCAGUUCCAGCAAGAGGAGAAAGCCAUGUACUCAGCAGAACUGGAGAAACACAAGAAAGAGAAGGAGGAGUGGAGGAGGAAAGCAGACAUGCUGGAGGAUACGGCCUCCGCCCUGCAGCUGAAUCUGGAUGAGGCGAACGCCGCGUUAGAGUCAGCUUCCCGCCUCACUGACCAGCUCGACCUGAAGGAGGAGCAGAUCGAGGAGCUGAAGAAACAGGUGGAAGUGAGACAAGAGAUGCUGGAUGAAGCCCAGCACAAACUGACUGAUCUUCUCAACAGCACUGAAGGCAAAGUGGACAAAGUGCUAAUGAGGAAUCUGUUUCUUGGAUAUUUCCACACGCCGAGAAACAAACGCGCCGAAGUGCUGAGACUUAUGGGUAGUGUGGUUGGAUUGGAACGAGAUGAUGUGGACAAGAUGUUGGAGGAGGAGGUGAGGAAGGGAGUCACAGGUUGGGUGUCAGGGUGGUUAGGAGGCAGCAGAGCGGUGCAGAGUGUCCCCACCACACCCCAAAGACCCACGCACACCCACAACCUCAAUGGGUCUUUCUCCGAGAUGUUUGUGAAAUUCCUGGAAGUGGAGUCCACUCCGGCUGCUCCCGCUCCCAAACUGCCCGUUUACGACAUUAAGCCUCUGAAUGCGCCCCCUCCUGGCCGGAACGCUGCCGGUGCAACUGCAACAGGCUCUUCAGGCGGCGGGAAGCGCAGUGUGGACUCGAACCCGUUCCUGGCCCCUCGCUCUGCGGCUGUUCCACUGUUAACGGCGGGCGGCGGGGGGGCCGCAGGUGGGCACCUGCUCAUGAAGCCCAUCUCAGACGCUCUCCCUACGUUCACGCCCGUGCCGGUGGCGGCUGACGCCAGUGCCGGGGCGGUCCUUAAGGACCUGCUCAAACAGUGAUUGGCCCGACAACACCGUCAGUCAAAGCACUUUAGGAGAUGUCUGGAGACGGAGCACUAGAGCUAUUUCUCUUUAAUUAUUUUAAUAACGAGGAAACACCAGAAGGCCGGAUAGACAGCUAAAAGUUGGGGUCAUGUUUCCUGAAGCUUUGCAUUUUAUUAAUCGUUCUGCAGUCUGUAAUCAGAAGUGUCCACUGGGGAUUUGUAGUGAACGGCAGUGUUUCUGCGUUUGCUCUGUAAUAUGGAGAAGAUCAUUUGUCUGAUGAAAGAUGGCCACUUGGCUCACACAUGCCUGUGGGAUUUAUUAAGACCUUUUCCCUGUCUGUGAAAUCCAUACGAAUAGCUUUUUUUCUUUCUUUCUUACUUGUUUUUUUUUUUAUAAAUGCUCUGCAAUUUUCCCCCCUCCGUCUUUUCCUCCGUCUCAGUUACAGUAAUGACUCUAACGGCCGAUUGUGGUUCAACAACUGAAUACUCUGAUAAUAUAACACUUCUGCUGUGUAUAUCUGCAGUAUUAUAAAUAUGUACUUAACAUGUAAAUCUGAAGCAGUGCUGGAAAAGUUCACAAAUCAAAGAGGCAAAAAGUGUGUACAUAUCAAUUUCUUAUUAAAAAAAAGGCUCUUGUGUAAAUUUGGCUGUAUAUUAUUAAUGGCUGCCAGUAAAAACAAUUUGGAAAGGUGUGUAUUUUCAUUUUCCACCAAAAAUACAAACUGCUAUUUGUUUUGCCCCUGUAAAAAAAACCCUCAUAUUUUAUGGAAUGAGGCUCAGCAGUACUUGCUGGGCUUAUUAGUGUAUUGGGAUUUAUUUGGGAGUGUGUGAUUAUUAAUUUAAGGGUUGAGCAGGUUUAUUGUUUGCUUUUUUGGGGGGGGGGUAAAGUUUGGGGUUCAUGUCACACUUAGAGUAUUUGUAAUUUAAUGCAGAAAUAAAGAUCUCUGCGUAUGCAAA